This is a messenger RNA of Zea mays, 1795 nucleotides long. RefSeq names its product nuclear transcription factor Y subunit A-3. Gene Ontology annotation, molecular function: DNA binding; DNA-binding transcription factor activity. The transcript is spliced from 7 exons. Gene Ontology annotation, biological process: regulation of DNA-templated transcription. NCBI's taxonomy places the organism in Eukaryota, Viridiplantae, Streptophyta, Magnoliopsida, Poales, Poaceae. The record is from RefSeq and is a predicted model, not a curated record. The coding region runs from base 513 to 1463 and encodes 316 amino acids. Gene Ontology annotation, cellular component: CCAAT-binding factor complex.
CCUCCUCGAUUGGUCAGUUCUGUUCUUGAGCGCACUGCCACCACAGAUUGGACGGCUUGUCUGCUCUCCGUUCCCGGAGUGGCGUCGUGCUCACUCUGCUGGGUUGCUUUGCCUUAUAGUCUUGCUCUGCGGUUUGAUUUGCUUCAUCUUUUUUUUUCUUCAAUCUUGUCACUCCUAAGGUUUCCCCCCUCUGGUUUUCUUGAUUCCCCGCUUGGGAAUUUGUGAAGUUUAACAGGAUUUUUUUGGCUGAGUUCGCAUGUUUCUGUUCUUGGCCAUGCCCAUGCUAUGCUUGCUUGGAUAAGCUUUGGCUUCAGCCUAGCUCGCAUUGCACGAUGCGUUGUUCCUACUUCCUAGAAUCCGAUCGCAAGUCCUAUGAGCUGACCACUAUUUCGUGGAUUGCCCGGGGCGUGGGCUGCUGAUGGUUUCGGCAAUUUGGGUUAAUUUUUAGGUACCAGAUCAUCUGAUUUCUCAGAAGCAAAAUGUUGUUUGGAGCUCAGUGACACCAUCUUGUAAUGCCUGUGAUUUUACGGGAAAUGGAGGAUCAUUCUGUCCAUCCCAUGUCUAAGUCUAACCAUGGCUCCUUGUCAGGAAAUGGUUAUGAGAUGAAACAUUCAGGCCAUAAAGUUUGCGAUAGGGAUUCAUCAUCGGAGUCUGAUCGGUCUCACCAAGAAGCAUCAGCAGCAAGUGAAAGCAGUCCAAAUGAACACACAUCAACUCAAUCAGACAAUGAUGAAGAUCAUGGGAAAGAUAAUCAGGACACAAUGAAGCCAGUAUUGUCCUUGGGGAAGGAAGGCUCUGCCUUUUUGGCCCCAAAAUUACAUUACAGCCCAUCUUUUGCUUGUAUUCCUUAUACUUCUGAUGCUUAUUAUAGUGCGGUUGGGGUCUUGACAGGAUAUCCUCCACAUGCCAUUGUAUGUUCACUCUUAAUUUUUCAGUUUCUGUCUUCCUGGCCACAUUCUGUCCAUCCCCAGCAAAAUGAUACAACGAACACUCCGGGUAUGUUACCUGUGGAACCUGCAGAAGAACCAAUAUAUGUUAAUGCAAAACAAUACCAUGCAAUCCUUAGGAGGAGGCAAACACGUGCUAAAUUGGAGGCCCAGAACAAGAUGGUGAAAAAUCGGAAGCCAUAUCUUCAUGAGUCCCGACAUCGUCAUGCCAUGAAACGGGCUCGUGGAUCAGGAGGACGGUUCCUCAACACAAAGCAGCUCCAGGAGCAGAACCAGCAGUAUCAGGCAUCGAGUGGUUCAUUGUGCUCAAAGAUCAUUGCCAACAGCAUAAUCUCCCAAAGUGGCCCCACCUGCACGCCCUCUUCUGGCACUGCAGGUGCUUCAACAGCCGGCCAGGACCGCAGCUGCUUGCCCUCAGUUGGCUUCCGCCCCACGACAAACUUCAGUGACCAAGGUCGAGGAGGCUUGAAGCUGGCCGUGAUCGGCAUGCAGCAGCGUGUUUCCACCAUAAGGUGAAGAGAAGUGGGCACAACACCAUUCCCAGGCACACUGCCUGUGGCAACUCAUCCUUGGCUCUUGGAACUUUGAAUAUGCAAUCGACAUGUAGCUUGAGAUCCUCAGAAUAAACCAAACCUUCAGUUAUAUGCAAGCCUUUUUUGAGGUUGCUGUUGCUGUACCUGAGAACUGUGGUUAGGUUAUGAGUUUGUUCCUCAAAACUGACCCAUACAUGACAUGCUACCUUGUGCUGAGUUUCUGAGACAAAGCCAUCGAAACAUGAUCUUGUGGUUCAGUACUUUGCUGCCAUUAGUGUCUGAUAAACUAGCUCCCCAGUUUGCAGUUUCUCUGAA